UCACCCUCGGCGCCAUUGCUUUCUGUCUUCUUCGUCCCUUCCAAUCCAAUCCAAACCAAUCAUCUCAACUUUCCUUAACCCUAACCUCUUUCUCACUGGUUUCGAGCUCAGAUCAAUCCACCCCACUCUCUCCCUCCAUUUUCCCUCACUUUCCCGAGAAAAAGAAUCAUUACCCGGAAAAGGAAAAGGUCCGUGUCUGUAGAAUGUCGUCCAACCCAUUUGUUCUCUCCUUCGCUCUUCUGCUCUCUCUCCCUCUACUCUUCGUCUUCGCGCCGAAAAUUCUUCCCCCGAAGAGCGUGCAGAUCUCGCUCCCCGACGACCCCGACGACCUCGACCUCUUCCGCCGCGCCGCGCUAGCCUCCGCCGUCCACCACCGCCGCGGAGCGAUUGUACGGCUCGGCACUACGAACCCUAGCCCCAAGAUCGCCUUCCUGUUCCUCACUAAUUCCGACCUCCACUUCGCCCCGCUCUGGGAGCGCUUCUUCGCCGGCCACCGGCGACUCUACAACAUCUACAUCCACGCCGAUCCGUCCGCAAGAAUAACGCAGCCGGGAGGGGCGUUCGACGGCCGGUUUAUCCCAGCCAAGCCGACCGAGCGUGCCUCGCUGACGCUGAUCUCCGCCACUCGUCGACUUCUCGCCACCGCCAUUCUCGAUGAUCCAUUAAACUCUUACUUCGCUCUGAUCUCUCAACACUGCAUUCCUCUCCACUCCUUCCUGUUCACCUACCGAACCUUGUUUGCGCCUCCGCCGAUUCCUACCGAGUCGACUCAGUUGCGGUACCCAACCAGUUUCAUCGAAAUACUCUCCGGCGAGCCGCAGCUCCCGGACCGGUACACCGCCCGGGGCGAGAAUGUAAUGCUACCCGAGGUCCAAUUCGAUCAGUUUCGGGUCGGGUCCCAGUUCUUCGUGCUGACCCGCGAACACGCUCGGUUGAUAAUCAGAGAGAGAAGGCUAUGGAGAAAGUUUCGGCUGCCCUGUCUCAACACCGAUUCUUGCUACCCGGAAGAGCACUAUUUUCCGACCCUGUUGUCCAUGGAGGAUCCGAACGGGUGCAGCCACUAUACGCUCACCCGGGUAAAUUGGACAGGGAGCACGGACGGGCACCCGCACACGUAUGGGGCAUCCGAUAUUUCUCCGAACCUAAUUCGCGAGCUCCGGCAGUCGAAUUCAACGUAUUCAUACCUGUUUGCCCGGAAGUUCGCCCCGGACUGCCUGAAACCUUUAAUGGAUAUAGCUGGCAAGGUCAUCUUCCGGGACUGAAUCGGAUCGGGUCGGAGGACGGGACGGGACGAGAUGGGAUGGAAUCAUUUGGGCGGUGGUUGGUUGUGUGCGCUUUUCGGGGGGAUCGAGAAAGCGAAGUCUUGCGGAAUAAGGACCGGGGGGGCCCACGCCCAGCAUGUAAGUAAAGCAAGCAAGCACGAGUGAUCCUCUUUGACCUUUCUUGCGUUGUGUGUACAGUAUAUAUAGCGUAGGAGAUCAACGUGUGUGAUUUAGCCUGACGCCUCCGCCAACGUGUGUUGGACGGUGGGGAUUGCGAGCUCAGAGCGGAGUUGUUUCUAAAAGAAAAAAAAAGGAAUUAGAAAGAC
Diospyros lotus (date-plum) is the source of this 1588-nucleotide messenger RNA. RefSeq names its product glycosyltransferase BC10-like. The record is from RefSeq and is a predicted model, not a curated record. Lineage: Eukaryota; Viridiplantae; Streptophyta; Magnoliopsida; Ericales; Ebenaceae. The transcript has 2 exons. Gene Ontology annotation, cellular component: membrane. Gene Ontology annotation, molecular function: glycosyltransferase activity. The coding region runs from base 204 to 1262 and encodes 352 amino acids.